This is a messenger RNA of Lethenteron reissneri (Far Eastern brook lamprey), 547 nucleotides long. Its product is annotated as thymosin beta-10-like. NCBI's taxonomy places the organism in Eukaryota, Metazoa, Chordata, Hyperoartia, Petromyzontiformes, Petromyzontidae. Gene Ontology annotation, biological process: regulation of cell migration; actin filament organization. Gene Ontology annotation, cellular component: cytoplasm. Gene Ontology annotation, molecular function: actin monomer binding. The record is from RefSeq and is a predicted model, not a curated record.
AUGCGGCAGUAGCCUCGGAUGACAUCUUAGAUCGUGGCGUGCGUCUAUGCUCAUGUGUGAUGGUGUUGUUCGCGUGUCAUCAACUCUGCAGCAACAUGGCAGAUAAACCAGACCUGAGUUCUAUUGAGAAGUUCGACAAGUCGAAGCUUAAGAAAGCGGAGACCACUGAAAAGAACACCCUGCCCACGAAGGAGACGAUUGACCAGGAGAAGAGUCAGCCAGACGCGUGAGGUGUUCAGGAGCUGCCGUGCCCUCAACAUGCAUCCCGUCCAUGGCUCAAGAGGGGGGGGGGAGAUACUUCCCUGUGAAUUGUGGUGGUCUUAGUUUUUUUACGUGAAAUAAUUUUCUGUUGUAAAGCAAUUUACUUUUCCCCCCUCCCCUUGCUACCAUUAUGGGGACCAAACGGUUGGUUAACCUGUGGUAUAUGGGCUUUGUGUUAAUGCCCCUCUAAAAUGCCAUUGGUCUGUUGGGAGCACGCUGUGCAACAAGCUUAUUUGUAAUGUGCACUUACUAUGAACAUUAAACAAACAAACCGAUGAAAACUCUA